AUGAUAUGUGACCCUGCGUCAGUUUUACUUCUGGUAUAUAUUGCCGCUGGCGAGCCAACAGCUACUUCAGAGACGAAGGACACGAAGGAGCUUGAGUCUCUGCAGAAGAUCGGGCCGGAUGUCUAUCUCUAUGACGGGUCUGCCUACAAUAGCAAUGCAUCCAAUUCCGACCCUUCACUCAUCAUCCUAUGCACCUGGCUCGGAGGAGCAAGUCCUCGACGCAUCAAUAAAUACGUGGCGCAAUAUCGAUCCUUUUUUCCAGCAUCAUCCAUUCUUCUCAUUACCACUACAUUACCAGAUAUCACCAUUCGUCCUUUCAGCGUGCUGCGUGCGCGAUUGAAACCAGCUCGUGAAGCCAUCUGCCACCUUUUCUCUCGGAAAACCGGCGAUACAUCUGAACGCAAGAACGGUGCUCUGCUACAUGCCUUCUCACACGGAGGAUGCAACACGGUCAUUCAGUUGGCGCUCUCCAUGAAGGAGAAUUCGCCCCCAAACGGGUUGCAUCAUCUUCCCCUAAGAAGCGUUAUCUUCGAUUGCUGUCCUGGGGACACCGAUUUCCGCCGAUCAUACAAUGCCGCUGUUCUAUCUCUUCCUCAGGGUGGUAAGUUGGUCCAGCUUGUCGGCAGGGCUGCGUUGUACACGACCGUGGGGACGAUCACUAGUAUCCAGAGCAUGGGACUUAUGAGCUCCGUCAAUGAUCUGCGGCAUCAACUGAAUGACGAGGCGGUGUUGGGGCGCCAGGUGCGAAGGCUGUACCUGUGCUCGAAGGCGGAUACCACGGUCGACUGGCGCGAUGUGCUCUCGCACAUGGAGACGGCUCGAGAGCAGGGAUACCAAGCUAAUGGGGAUGUGUUUCGGAACAGCCCGCAUUGUGCACUGAUGCUGGAGGAUGAGAAUAAAUAUUGGACGAGCAGUAAGCAGUUUUGGAGGGAGGAGGAUCUAUCGUACAAAGUUGAUGGUCCUGCAUCUGCUCUUGAAGUAACGCUUAUGGAUCUGUUAUCGGUCCUACCGGGCUUCCAAACACGAUCAUAUGCGCAUAUUAUACCCCCUCUCGAGAGAAACAAAAUCACCAUUGUCGAUCUCAUCACCCUCGACAAUCUCGAAAUCGCGAAACGCGCUCACGUUCCCCCCGCAGACCUUCGCCGGCUAACCACUCAAGUUGUCAAGGCGUUGCACAAAGAUGUUGGAUUUGAAGAGGCUUGUGAGGGUGAUGAUGCUGUCGAGCCGAGCUCCAGCAAUGACAUCGAAAAGCCUCUCAUCCCUGGUCCAUCGACCAAGCUAGACUUGUCGCGAUGGAGUGCGAUCAGCACUUUGGACCCCGCGUUGGAUGAGCUGCUCAGUGGUGGACUGCCGACUGGCUAUUUGACCGAAGUGACUGGAGAAAGUGGGAGCGGCAAGACGCAAUUUCUCCUCAGUCUCCUUCUAGCGGUGCAACUUCCAGAACAUCGAGGUCUCGGAAAACGCGCAAUAUACAUCUCAACGGAGGCCCCGCUGGCGACAUCGCGGCUGUCGCAGCUCCUCGAGUAUCAUCCUUACCUCUCGACCCUCCCGAAAGACCGGGCCCCGACACUGGAGAACAUCCUCUCCAUCAACGCGAUGGACCUGGAAUCCCAAGAUCAUAUCCUCAACUACCAGUUGCCAGUUGCGAUUUCCCGCUACGAUGUUGGACUCGUGGUCAUCGACUCGAUAACUUCCAAUUACAGAGCAGAACAUACAUCUCACAACGUCCUGGGUCUGUCUACACGAUCCGGGGAACUGGCAAGACUGGGCCAGAUGCUGCGCAACCUAGCCGUGGCAAAGAAUAUCGCAAUUGUUGUCGCAAAUCAAGUCUCGGACCGCUUCGAUCCCCUCGAGAGUAACGCAGCAUUACGGCGCGCCGCCGCAUACGGAACUACUAUUGUCUCAUCCUCGCCCGUAUCGACACAACAACAACCGGCGACACCUCUACACCGCGACUCAGCCGUCGGUUCACCCCUUCCCGCUGCCCGAUCCAGGCCUCCGGAGUCCGGAAAUGCCGAGCUAUCUCCUCAUAUCACGAUCGUUCCGCCAUCUUCAUCCCCAGCAUUCCCCUCCUCGCCGUUCGUCGCGGACGACAACCCGUCCGAGCACCAGCAGCAAGACUUCGACGGAUCAUACCUAAUCGGCAACCCCGUGCGCAACGAGCUACUGAGCCUAAUGCACCAGCAACGAUUCUUCACCGGGUGGGGCGAUGCACCGCAGGCCGCCGCGCCGCCUUCACCAUACUACCUCACCCGACAGCCCCCGCACAAAACACCCGCGCUGGGGUUCGUCUGGUCAUCCCAGAUAGCGUGCAGGAUUGCCCUGAAGAAGGAGGAGAUCACGACCACGCUCGACCCUGCGUUCGAACCAAAGAGCCCAGCCCCGUUGUCUCCAGCUUCACAUCCACACGAAGAAACUAGACCGACGCCAGACGGUAAGGAACAACGAAGUGAUCACCACGGCCUGGAAACCAGUUCGGAUAUCCCGCCCGUGCGGCGACGGACCACGCCCCAACAGGCAGCCCAAGACACAUUUCCCCCUCGCACGCUCCGAAGAACCAUGAAACUGGUCUUUGCGCCUUGGACCGCCGGGAUGGUGACGACUGCCGUCGACAAGGAGGGGGACUCCACCGUUCACAUCCAAGAUGAGGUUGAAUAUACCAUUUGGAAGGGAGGAUUGAAGAGCGUGGAAGGGCAAGACUAG
Molecule: messenger RNA, 2703 nt
Organism: Aspergillus pseudoviridinutans
Lineage: Eukaryota; Fungi; Ascomycota; Eurotiomycetes; Eurotiales; Aspergillaceae
Product: putative DNA repair protein (Rad57)
Exons: 4
Coding region: 1-2703 (900 amino acids)
Biological process (GO): mitotic recombination; DNA repair; DNA strand invasion
Molecular function (GO): ATP-dependent DNA damage sensor activity; ATP binding; DNA strand exchange activity
Source: RefSeq, a predicted model, not a curated record